AUGGAGCCAAUGUGUUACCCACACCCCACUUUUCCAGAUGUAAGAAUAUGGGACCUACCAGGAAUUGGAACCCCUGGGUUUGAAGAAAAGGAAUACCUAGAAAGGAUAAAGGACAGCCAAUAUGAUUUUUUCAUCCUUGUGGCUUGUCAUUGCUUCACCACCUAUGACAUCCAGUUGUCCCAUACAAUCCGGGAAAUGGGGAAACGGUUCUACUAUGUGUGGUCCAAAAUGGACGUUAGCAUUAGGAAUGAAAAACGGAAACCAGACUUCAGUGAGGAAGUGACCCUUCAAAAAGCCAGGAAAUAUUGCCUCUAUCACUUGAAGAGGGCUGGUAUUUCUUCUCCGGUGAUUUUCCUCAUAUCCAUUUGGUAUCAGGAUAAGUAUGAUUUCCCUCUCCUGAAGAGAGCCUUAGAGAAUGAAAUCAAUGAACUCAGAAAAUGUAUCUUAAGAACAGCAGUUUUGCAAGAUUCUGAAAAGAGAAGCCAUGACAGGUCAAGAAGACACAUAGAUGGGAAAAGUUUGAUGCCAGUGGCUAGCAGGAAACCUGAAGAGAGGUCUACCGGGAAAGAAAGAAACCUCUCAGAUCUGACUGCAUCAAGAAAAAACACACUUGACAUUGCCAUCACAGGACUGACAGGUGCUGGCAAAUCGUCCCUUGUCAACGCCCUGCGGGGUCUAUCAGAUUUUGAUGAGGAAGCAGCCAAAACUGAUGUGAUAGAAGGAACAAAAGAGCCAAUGGGUUACUCACAUCCCGCCUUUCCAGAUGUAACAAUAUGGGACCUGCCAGGAAUUGGGACACCUAGUUUUAAAGCUGAGGAAUACCUAGAAAGGGUAAAUUACAGCCAAUAUGAUUUCUUCAUCAUUGUCUCUUCGAAUCGCUUCACUGUCUAUGACAUCCAGCUGUCCCAUGCAAUUCGGAAAAUGACAAAGCGGUUCUACUACGUGAGGUCCAAAAUGGACCUCAGCAUUGAGAAUGAAAAACUGAAACCAGAUUUCAAUGAGGAAACAACCCUUCAGAAAGUCAGGAAAUAAUGUUUUGAUAGUUUGGUGGAGGCUGGUAUCUCUUCUCCACGUAUCUUCCUUGUC
This is a messenger RNA of Heteronotia binoei (common prickly gecko), 1086 nucleotides long. RefSeq names its product interferon-gamma-inducible GTPase 10-like. The transcript has 2 exons. Gene Ontology annotation, cellular component: membrane. Bases 1 to 1032 code for a protein of 343 amino acids. Gene Ontology annotation, molecular function: GTPase activity; GTP binding. Lineage: Eukaryota; Metazoa; Chordata; Lepidosauria; Squamata; Gekkonidae. The record is from RefSeq and is a predicted model, not a curated record.